Molecule: messenger RNA, 665 nt
Organism: Camellia sinensis
Lineage: Eukaryota; Viridiplantae; Streptophyta; Magnoliopsida; Ericales; Theaceae
Source: RefSeq, a predicted model, not a curated record
CCUGCUGACAUAGCGAACUUUUAUAGGCCUUUGCAGCGGUCGUACAUACAAUAAUGCAGUAUCAGGUAGAGGAGAUGAAAUUGAGGGACAAGUGUGAGGACACACGGAAAGAGCUUACACGCAAAGCCCGACAGUUCGAUGACUGGCAAAAUAAAUACAUGUCGCGGAGGACACCACCUGAUGAGAUGGAUCCGGACAGGGCACAAGAUAAAGAUGUGAUUGCGGAAAGGAAGUUAGUAGUGGAUAAUGUGAAUCAGAAGAUGAAAGCGGACGAAGAAGCUUACCAGACACAGUGUAUUCAAGUUAGGGAGAAGUCAUUGACGAGUCUGAAAACCCGACUGCCAGAGGUUUUCCAGGCAGUGUUCGAAUUCUCUUGUGCUUCUUCAGAUAUGUACAAGAACUUGUGGUCCAUUUCACAGUCCGGUAAGCUGAAUGAGAGCUUGUAAUCAAAUUUGGUUUGUGUGCAUAGCUAUAUGCCUAAACCCGAACCAAUAUAUAUUAUAUUGCAUAAAAUUAUAUUUAUGUUGAGUUGUCUUCGUAAAUAUUUAGAUAGACAAUAUUACCCUGAUCGUGCUAUAUAAGAAAAAUUAUGGCAAAUCGGACUCAUCUUUAUACAAUUGUAUAUUUGUAUAAGAACCGUAUGUAUGAUUGUUUGUGGUUUUUAA